Molecule: messenger RNA, 1926 nt
Organism: Cicer arietinum (chickpea)
Lineage: Eukaryota; Viridiplantae; Streptophyta; Magnoliopsida; Fabales; Fabaceae
Source: RefSeq, a predicted model, not a curated record
AGGUGAGGAGUGAAAAGAAAACUAGAAAUGAAAGGGAAAAGGAAAGAUUGAUCUAACUUUACUCAUUAUAUUGUUUUAAUUAACUUAUGCUCACGAGAGGGAAAGGAUUAAAAACAAUUACAUGAUAUUAUCACACAUAUGCAUAAUUUCGUCAGAAAAUUUAAGGGGGAUGAAAAUGGUUUAUCAUUUUCCCUUGCAAACAUGACAGUGUCUAGAGCAUCCAAAUUAAAAUAGAUUCAAAUUUGGGGAAGGUGAAUCUUUUUCUUUUGCCACAUAUCUCUCUCCUUUGAUCCAUUUGCUGAAAUUUUUACAUAACUUUUCUAUGUAAAACCCCUAAUAACAGCCUUUCUUGUGUCAAUGUUUUGUAUGCUUAAGUCCACUGAGUUUGAUUAAGAAAUAUUUUAUUAUUUAUGCAACAAUUAAACAAUUCUAUACAACAAAAUUCUUUUAUAGAAGAUGGGGUGUUUCAAUGCCUUGAAAUACAUGAAGAAAAAGGGUGAAAAAUGCAACACACAACAUAUCAGCCAUAGUGAGCAUGCAUCUACUGCACUGCCUCAACUUGAAACUCAAAAUUACUCAAUGCACACUAGCAUGAAAUCCAUUCAACAUAACAUGGGUGUUAUCCACUCCACUAGAACACGGGCAUUAUCCACUCGAACGGCUCUUGAUGAUGCAGCAGCACAAGAAACUCUAGCCUCAAUUGAGCUUGAGGAAAAAGAAAGGUCGAAAAGCCAAGCGAGAUUAUCAAAGGAGCUGCAUUCACCUAGUCCACAACCUUUACCCCUCCCAUUUCCUCAAGGAGAUGCUUUUGAUUUAUUUCACUAUGAAGAACAAGUAUGGUCUAAGACCCGAGAUAGAUUGAUGAAGAAACAACGUUCAUCUAGUUCGCAACCUUUACCGCUUCCAUCUCCUAUAGGAAGAAGUUCAUUAAAGGCUAGUGGCAGCAUUAAAUCGGGAAAAACUAUUGAUUCCAUUCGUUACUUUCCUUAUGAGGAAAUCGCUGCUGCUUGCCUCAAUUUCUCUUCAGAUCGAUGCAUCUCAGAAUGUCUUUCUUCUACUAUAUAUAAAGCUUCCUUUGGUAUUGAUUCUUCAAGUAAGAAGCUUAAAGCCACGGUCACGUGCCUUCAACCGUCGACUCGGGGGUUGAGGGAAUUCAUGAAUGAAGUUAAUACUCUUGCAUCUUUGCAACAUCCAAACCUAUGUAAAUUGCUCGGAUUUCAUGCCCGCGAUGGUUAUCAACAAAGAAUUUUGGUUUAUGAGAGGCUAAGCAAUGGGAGCUUGGAUCGCCUUUUGUUCCGGAGAUCUGAUGGACCUUCAAUUGAUUGGAACUCAAGAAUGAAAAUUGCCAUAUGUGCUGCACAAGGUCUUACUUUCUUGCAUGAAGAAGGUCCUUUUCAGGCAAUGUAUAAUGAUUUUUCAGCAGUACAUAUACAGAUUGACAAAGAUUUCAAUGCAAAGCUUACAGGAUAUGGUUUUGUUGGACAUAUUGCCGACGAAGACAUUUCAAGCAGUUCAUCGGCGGCAGCAAACCUUUCAGUGGAGACAUUGGAAAAAGGAAUGCUAACUCCAAAGAGCAUUGUAUGGAGUUUUGGAAUUGUUCUUCUAGAGCUGCUUACCGGUAGAAAGAAUUUGGACAACCAUCUCCCUGAGAAAGAGAGGAGCUUAGUCAAGUGGUGUCGGCCUUUCGUAGCGGACAAUUUCCAAUUGUCAGCGAUCAUGGAUUCUCAACUCAAAGGUCGAUUUUCGCCCAAAGCAGCGAGAACAGUAGCUGGCAUUGUACAAAGAUGCCUCCAAAGGGAUCCAUCAGAAAGACCAACCAUGAGAGCCAUUGUUGAAAAUCUCAAAAUCAUACUAGAUAUGCAGUAUCCUAACAUGUGCCAAGAACACCAAGUGUUGAUGGCAUCAUAUGUCAUGCACCAAGAUUGA